GCCCGCGGGGAUCGGCAACUUUGGGAACCGGGAACGCGCGCGGCGCCUGUGGAAAAGCGGAGACUUUGUGGAAAAGAUUUCACGCUGCGGCUCUGUGAAAAAUUGCCGGUUUCUGGCAACUUCCUCAGAAAGCGGCUGAGGAGCCAGGACUGGGGAGAGCGGUGGAUUUGGGACGGCGUUAAAGGAAACCCGGCAGGAUUUGCGAGAAUAGCGAAGGGAACUGGGCAGGAUUUAGGACAGAGGCAAAGAAAACCCGGCGGGUGUCUGAGGAGUUGUGGAUUUGCGAAGAAAAACAGCCCAAGUUUCAAAAAGAGCGAGUUUUCAAGGAAAAAUUAAGUUCCGAAUCGCGUCGGUGAAGAGGCGAGUGCCGGUGCUGCGGGGACAAGGUUGGGUUGGAUUUCGGCUUCUUUUGUUUAUUCUCCCCCUCGCUUUUUUCCUUCUCUUUCUUUCCUUCUUCUCUUUUUCUUUUCUUCCUUUUUUUCUUCAUUUCCCCCCUUUUCCUCUUCCUCUUCCAUUUCCUUUUUUUCCUUUUUUCUUUUUUUUUUCUUUUUCUUCUUCCCUUCCCCCCACUUCUUUUCCUGUUUUUUUUUUUUCUUUCUUACUUCUUUAUUUCUUCUUUCGUUUCUUCUGCGUCUCCUUUGAGGCCAAACCCUGCCAGGCUGGCACCAAAACCGAGGCCAAUAAGGUGUACUAUUCACUUACGAUCCAUUUUUCUAACGUGAGCCAGCUCCCGGAGGAGCCCCCAGCUCUGUCCCUCGCACACAUCUGUCGUUCCCCAGUGUUAUUACAUUUUUUCGUGUGUUGUUUCCUUUUCCCCAGCGUUAUCCCAGCGGUUCCAUGGCUGUGCGGCGCUGGAGGGGUCUCCCCUUUGGGAAUUUCUCUGAUUGUCCCAACGGGUCCCGCUGGAUCAUGGAUGUGUUCAAUGAGUGUGCCCAGGACAGCUGGGAUGUCGCCAGCAUCGUCCUGGGGCUCGGCUCCAUCGGCUGCUUCAUCGCUGCAGCCUUCCCGCAGUUUUACCAGGCCUGCAGAACGGGCAUCAUGGACCAGGCUCUCUCCAUCUAUUUCCUGCUGGGAUGGCUGGGCGGAGACCUGCUCAACCUCAUCGGUUCCUUCCUGGCUGAUCAGCUGCCCCUGCAGGUGUACACAGCCAUUUACUACGUGCUGGCAGACCUGGGGAUGCUCUCCCUCUACUGCUACUACCGGGUGAAGAACGGGGGCAGAGCCUUUUCUGCUCCCAUCAAUGCAGCCUUUGUGUUCCUCUCUGUGGGGUCCCUGCCCAGCCUCUCCCUCCUGGGCAGUGCCAGCAACGAGGAUCCAGCAACCUUCAGAGGGAGGUCUCUGCUGUCAGCUCCUGGGGAUCAGCUUGGACCAAAGCCUUUCUCUAGGACUGAGAUCAUUGGAUUUACCAUCGGAUCCAUCUCCUCCGUGCUCUACUUGUGCUCCCGAGUGCCCCAGAUCUGCACCAACUACAAGAGGAAAUCCACCAGUGGGGUCUCCUACUCUCUGUUUGCCCUGGUGAUGCUGGGGAAUUCCCUGUACGGCCUCAGUGUCCUCCUGAAGAACCCAGAGCCAGGCCAGGGCCAAGGUGACUACAUUCUGCACCACCUGCCCUGGCUCGUGGGCAGCCUGGGUGUCCUGGCCCUUGAUGUGGUUGUAUCCUUUCUCCUGGGAUGGGAUCCCAUCCUGCCAGCAGGACCUUGCAGGGAGUGGAGCAGGCAGGGGUGGGCAGGAGGAGUGGGCUGGUGCUGCUCCCUGGGUGAUUUGUGGUGUUGCACUGGCUGGGAAACACCUCAGCCUCUGGGAGCUCCUUGUCUUGUUCCCACCUCUCCUGGCAUAAACUCGGGGUGGUGACACCCAGAGCAUCCCCGAGAGCCACCCUGUGAACGUGCAGAGCCUUGACCUCGCCCCAGAUCUCCUUCCAGUUCCUGGCAUAUCGGAAAGGACAGCCUGGAGCCCUCGAGGAGAGGGAUGCUCUCCUUGGGG
This is a messenger RNA of Cinclus cinclus, 1983 nucleotides long. It is a transcript of the gene SLC66A1, whose product is annotated as solute carrier family 66 member 1. The record is from RefSeq and is a predicted model, not a curated record. The transcript is spliced from 6 exons. Lineage: Eukaryota; Metazoa; Chordata; Aves; Passeriformes; Cinclidae. The coding region runs from base 838 to 1851 and encodes 337 amino acids.